Messenger RNA from Corylus avellana, 1071 nucleotides. RefSeq names its product inorganic pyrophosphatase 1. Lineage: Eukaryota; Viridiplantae; Streptophyta; Magnoliopsida; Fagales; Betulaceae. The record is from RefSeq and is a predicted model, not a curated record. Gene Ontology annotation, molecular function: phosphatase activity.
CUCGUCCUGGGGGUUCACUUGGCACCAACAAAAAUUGUUUUCGUACUAGGAACAGAGAAAAACCGAGCAAUCCUCGUACGUACGACGUCGUAGCUAAGCAGCAAAGAAUGGCCGGAAUCGUGGCGGUUUUCGACUUCGACAAGACGAUCAUCGACUGUGACAGCGACAAUUGGGUGGUGGACGAGCUGGGCGCCACCGACUUGUUCAAUGAGCUUCUCCCUACCAUGCCGUGGAACUCUCUCAUGGAUAGGAUGAUGAAGGAGCUCCAUGCGCAGGGGAAAACCAUGGAGGAUGUUGUAGAUGUUCUCAAACGGAUACCAAUACAUCCCAAAGUCAUCCCCGCCAUUAAAGCAGCCCAUGCUUUAGGGUGUGAUUUGAGGGUUGUAAGCGAUGCAAAUCUGUUUUUCAUUGAGACGAUCUUGAAGCAUCUUGGGUUAAGCGAUUAUUUCUCGGAGAUUAAUACGAAUCCGAGUUUUGUGGACGAUGAAGGGAGGCUCAGGAUCUUCCCCCACCAUGAUUUCCACAAAUCUCCUCAUGGCUGCACCCUCUGCCCUCCAAACAUGUGCAAGGGCCUAGUAAUUGAAAGAAUACAAGCCUCUGUAGCAGAGGAGGGGAAGAAGAAGUUCAUCUACCUUGGAGAUGGCAGUGGAGACUAUUGCCCAAGCUUGAAGCUCGGGGAUGAAGACUAUGUGAUGCCAAGGAAGAAUUUCCCGUUGUGGGAUCUAAUGUGCAAAACCCCUUUGCUUAUUAAGGCGGAAAUCCACGAGUGGGUUGACGGGGAAGAGCUUGAGCGGAUUUUGCUAGGCCUUAUCAACAAAAUCUCCAUUGAAGAAAACGCUCAAUUUAUUUCAGCCGACUGCAAAUUGCAGACCAUCUCUGUUUCUGCUCGUGAAGCCCUUCCUCAUGCUCUCCCUGUUCAGCAAUAGUAGCUUCAACCUUGGCAAACGCCAUGACUAGCCAACUUCACAGGGUUUUUGAUUCUGUUUUGGUUUAAAACAAGCUUGUAUUUUUAUCAAGAAUGGAUGACUAUCAACUAUAUAAAUAUAUAAUUAUAUAUUUUGCUCAGAUUGC